Molecule: messenger RNA, 2786 nt
Organism: Paramormyrops kingsleyae
Lineage: Eukaryota; Metazoa; Chordata; Actinopteri; Osteoglossiformes; Mormyridae
Gene: rhag
Product: Rh associated glycoprotein
Biological process (GO): ammonium homeostasis; ammonium transmembrane transport
Cellular component (GO): plasma membrane
Molecular function (GO): ammonium channel activity
Source: RefSeq, a predicted model, not a curated record
GGAGGCGGCCCGUCAUAUCAGAGUGGUGCAGCAGCGGCCAUGGCAACACACGACACCAACAUGAGGCUGAAGUUCCCCAUCCUGGCCAUCGCCUUGGAGAUUCUCAUCAUCAUCCUGUAUGCCCUGUUUGUGGUCUACGACGAUGGCAGCCCGGAACAUGGUCACAGCUCAUCCAGUAACCACACGGAGCAGAACAAUGUCAGCCUUUACCCGAUGUUCCAGGAUGUGCACGUCAUGAUCUUCAUCGGCUUCGGCUUCCUCAUGACCUUCCUGAAGAGAUACAGCUUCAGUAGCGUGGGCUUCAACCUUCUGCUGGCCGGCUUCGGGCUGCAGUGGGGUCUGCUCAUGCAGGGCAUCUGGCACGGUGUUCCCAUCAAAGUGAACAUCUCCAGGAUGAUAAAUGCAGACUUCAGCACAGCGACAGUACUCAUCUCCUUCGGCGCUGUUCUGGGUAAAACCAGCCCAGUCCAGCUACUGAUCAUGACAAUUCUGGAAAUCACCACAUUCGCCAUCAACGAGUACGUCGUCGUGGAUAUAUUUGAGGCCAGGGAUGUCGGCGCUUCCAUGACCAUCCAUGCAUUUGGAGCGUACUUCGGCUUGUCUGCAGCUCGCAUGCUGUACCGACCCGGCCUUAGGAAUGGCCAUGAGAAAGAAGGCUCCGUUUACCACUCGGACGUGUUCGCCAUGAUCGGCACCGUGUUUCUGUGGAUGUUCUGGCCCAGUUUCAACUCUGCCAUCGCAGAUCCGGGCAAGGCUCAGCUCACGGCCAUCACAAACACCUACUUUUCCCUGGCCGCUUGUGUGCUCACGGCCUAUGCCAUCUCCAGCCUUGUGGACCACCGAGGAAAACUGGACAUGGUACAUAUCCAGAAUGCCACGCUGGCCGGAGGCGUCGCCGUGGGAACUUGUGCAGACAUGAACAUCGAACCAUUUGGUGCCAUGAUAAUUGGCUCCUUGGCUGGGAUAAUCUCCACCCUAGGCUUUAAGUUCCUGUCCCCAAUCUUGGCAUCGACACUGGGCAUCCAGGACACGUGUGGUGUGCACAACCUGCACGGCAUGCCGGGGAUUCUGGGAGGAGUGGCCGGGAUAGUGGCUGUGGCUCUGGGCAAAGCAAAUGGUAGUGCCAGCUACCAGCUCGCUGCCCUCGGAUCUUCUCUGGGUUUUGCUGUGGUUGGAGGAGCCAUCACAGGGUUCCUUAUGAGGCUUCCAUUGUGGGGACAACCACCAGACCAGAACUGCUUUGAUGAUGCCAUUUACUGGGAGGUACCUGAAGAGGAGGAGGAGAAUGAGGAGUGCCUGGCGCAUGACCACUCCAAGAAUAAGGCGGAGGCCUGAAGCGAGGACAUCACAAAAUCCAGCAGAACCCGCCCAAGAACAGCCCUCAUGUUCAUAAAUGCCUGCUUCCCCGUGUGAGACGUGUGUCCUCGUGUGAACGUCUUAGUCUUCCAGCUACUUCACUGCUUUAUGGUUUCUUAGUAACUGCUUAAAUGUGUAGGAUUCAGGGACGUUGUAUAGAAACCACUGCUACUCAGUCAUGAGGCUGUGAUCAGAUACGCUCUUCACACCAAUAUCACUGGCUACCAAAGAACAUUUCCACGAGCUAAAUUACCCUGCAGGCCGCCAACUAACCAUUAUGAUGAUAUCAGAUCAAAUCAAAUCACAUCAAAUCAAUGUUUAUUUAUCAAAUGCACAACAGUACAGCAAACAGCAGGAGUUCCAGGCAGUGAAAUGAGUAAAUAUGAAUGAGCUAAAAUGAUUUGAUAUGAAAAGAACUUUCCUGCAUUUGCUCUAGUACACAUUCAUUUUCUAAAUAAUUUAGACUGACAUUAGUUAUCUUGUCAGAAGCAAGACUGCAAUUUAUUUACCUAAAAUUUAAUUUAGUUAGCAGACAGUUUUACCCAUAGCAAAGCACAUACUUGAGAAAGCAGGAUCAGACAGUCCUUAGAGCAACUGGGGGUUAAGGGCCUUGCUUAGAGGCCCAAUGGUGAUGUCAUUUUAGUGAUGUCAUUUUAGUGAUGUCAUUUUGGUGAUGUCAUUUUGCCGACCCUGGGCUCCAAACCAGCGACCUUCAUUUCACAGGCACUGUAUCCUAACCCGCUGAGCUGCUCCCAUCACCCCCAUGAUGGUAGGUCAUACCUCGAGAAAUGGAGGUUAGAUCAGAUGGGGCGCAGCUCUUUAUAUUCGAAUGAGCUCCCAGAAGGUCAGCAGAAGGUCAGCGGAGGACUGAACAAGACUAGAACCUAAAACUGGAGCCAAGAACGGAGAUGCAUCUGAUCCCCGGGGACAGACGGGCAGGUCUAUGGCAUAUAUCCACUGCAUUAAACCCAGCUUUACCUCAUAAUGUAUAUAUUAAAGGACGUGGUCCAUUUCUUUUUAGCCUUAUCAUCCGCUAAAAUGACAGACGUCUUGGCUUGGCGACAGUUUGAGGACACUCAGUACUCUAUCCUUAAAGACAUUUCAACACACUGGACUGAAUGAUUUUUCUGAUUAAAAAAAGUUCAAUAAGACAAACUCUUCAUUUAGUGGGGCAAAUAAACUUGAAAUGGGACUGAUAAUAGUUAGGCACUGUGUGAAAGUUGUAGUAUUCCUAAAGGCAGCAAAAUCCACAAUAUGAUAUAUGAAUGAAUGAAAAAUUGUGGAGUUUAAAAUGUAUAAAUACUGUCAUAAAUAUUUUGUAACUUUGUAUUAAAUUGUGCCAUUUUCUGUACUUGCUUAUUUUUAAAGGCUGUACAAAUUAUACAUAUGAAAAUGGUCAAGUACAUUUUUAGUAAAUGUGUCAAACCUGA